AUGAUUGUACGGAAGGUUUGUAUGCGGCAGAGCCGCCAGCUCCUCGCCCUGAGUCGACGAGCCCCGAUCUCAAGUCGCUUCCAAUCGACAUUGACCGAGACUCCCGUCGAGACAUUGCAGACUCCUCCCACAGAGUCAAUCACAGAGUCAAUCAAGCCCGAAAACCCUCUCACUGAGAUGGUACAGGCCCAAUCCGCGGCAGACACGGCACAAGAUUCCGCACUCGACACUCGCAGAUCCAAAUUCCACAAACUCGGCACAAAGGUUAAAGCUGCCUACCACCCCGAAGAUGUCCUCCGCAAUCCCCCCAAGCCCUCCCAAGUGACCCUGGAACUUCUCCUGGCCUCCGGAACCCACAUGGGUCACUCGACCUCCCGCUGGAACCCUCAGAACUCCCGUUACAUCUUCGGUAUCCGUGAAGGCGUGCACAUGAUCUCGCUAGACCAGACGGCCGCAUACCUCCGCCGAGCCGCGAAAGUCGUUGAAGAAGUUGCCGCGCGUGGCGGUCUGAUCUUGUUUGCGGGUACCCGUGACGGCCAGAAGCGGGCUGUUGUCAAGGCUGCCGAGUUAGCGAAGGGAUAUCACAUCUUCGAGCGGUGGAUUCCGGGCUCGUUGACCAAUGGUCAGCAGAUUCUCGGCCACUGCGAGACGAGAGUCGUCAACGCGCUCGAUCAGGAGUUGCCGGAUUUCAAGCAGGAUUUGGCUGAUCGUCCCUCGCUCAAGCCUGAUCUUGUGGUCUGUCUGAACCCGCUUGAGAAUGCGGUGCUUCUGCACGAGUGUGGAGUGAACAAUGUCCCUACAAUCGGUAUUAUUGAUACCGAUGCGGACCCCACGCGUGUCACCUACCCCAUUCCCUCCAACGAUGAUAGUCUGCGGGCUACCCAUUUGAUUGCGGGAGUGUUGGGUCGUGCUGGUGAGGCGGGUCAGUUGCGUCGUAUGAAGAUGGCCGAGGCGGGUCAGACCACCUAUAAGCCUAUUACAGCUGCUGAGUUGCGUCUGGAUCCUUUCACCGGAUUGAACCUCAGCGACCUGGCGAAGAAAUAG
Molecule: messenger RNA, 1044 nt
Organism: Penicillium salamii
Lineage: Eukaryota; Fungi; Ascomycota; Eurotiomycetes; Eurotiales; Aspergillaceae
Source: the annotation of a GenBank genome assembly